Cheilinus undulatus (humphead wrasse) is the source of this 1510-nucleotide messenger RNA. It is a transcript of the gene ccdc13, whose product is annotated as coiled-coil domain containing 13. Bases 62 to 1510 code for a protein of 482 amino acids. Gene Ontology annotation, cellular component: centriolar satellite. The transcript has 11 exons. The record is from RefSeq and is a predicted model, not a curated record. Gene Ontology annotation, biological process: non-motile cilium assembly; cytoplasmic microtubule organization. NCBI's taxonomy places the organism in Eukaryota, Metazoa, Chordata, Actinopteri, Labriformes, Labridae.
CUCCCGGGGUCCAGCAGUUUUUGAUGUGUUUUUGAAGGAGCUACACGGAUAAUAAACGAUCAUGGAGCAUGAGGAUGAACUGAAUGGCCUGCGACUUCAGUUCCAAGAGCUACAAAAACAGCAGGAGAAACGAAAACUCGAAAGAAAAAAGGAGAAAGAAAAGGUUGAGCUUAGUGCUAGUGUUAACCAGGAUGAUUUGGAUUUAUCUCAGCAAGGAGUCCAGGCAGACAGCCUUGAAAGUAGACUACUACAGAGUGAGAAUGAAAAGUUGCUGGACCAGCUGAGGGGGCUAAAGGAUGAAAAUGGUCGCCUCUUCAAGCUUGUCAGUGAGAAGGAUUUUGAAAUUAAACACCUGAAGAGGAAAAUAGAAGAAGAACGACUGGCUUUUGCUGGUACACCAGGCUUAGCAGGUGAUAAAGCAGCUGCAAAGAUUGUUGAGCUUUCUAGGAAGAAUAGAGAACUGACUGCUGAAAUAGAGCAUGAAAAGAUUAAAUCUAAACAAAACAGCAACAGAAUCAAAGAUCUGGAGAAAGAGCUGCAGGGUGCUUUGGUAACAUCAACACCUGGGCAAAAGACUGAUAAGAAGUCACAGAACAAGAGUUCAUCUGAUGGCACAGAGCAGGAAAAUCCAGUGGUCAAAUCUUUGCAGGAGAAACUAGCUGCUGCUCAGCUGAAAGUGAUCGAGUAUCGUAAUCAGGUUCAAGCUGUUAAACAGGAGUUGAAAGUUGCACAGAAGGUUUUGAUCAGUGAAGUUGGGGAGGAGGUCAAUUUCCAGCAACUGCUGAGCUGUCCAGGGAGCUUCAGAGGCCGGUCCCAGCAGAUCCUGGCUCUUCAGACAAGGGUGAAGGACCUUGAGCUGCAGCUGAACCAGGCAACCCAGCGAAAGCAGCCGAGUGUCCUGAGUAUAGAGGAAGAGUUUCAGGGCAUGGGGGUCCUACAGAAAACCCCACCUCAGGAAAGGAACCUCAGCUACAUCCGCGCCAUGGAAAAGGAGAAGAGAGAAGCUUUUGAGAGGAUUUCAGCAGACUAUGAGGCUCUCCUGAAGGACCAUGAGGAUCUGAAGAAGAAGCUGGAAGCAUCAAAAGCCAGGAGCAAAUCUCUGUCUGGUGAAAUGAAAACUUUAAAGGUCCAGAUCUCUACCCUGCUGGAGAAGGGAAAACAUGAUGAUGAGCUUGUGGAUGCCCUGUUGAAGCAGCAGUCCCAGAUGCAAGAGGUGCUGAAACGGCUCAGCCAACAGCAGAGAGUACAGACCAAAGACACCCAGCCAACCCCGAGACCACAGCAGAGCAGUGAGUCUUCAGAGCACAGCCCGCUCAAGAAGCUCCAGGAGAUGCUUUCCCUCAAAGAUGCCAGGAUCAAAGAACUAGAGGAGGAAAUGCAGCAGCUCCCUGUCAAGGAAGAGAGCGGUGACAGACAAACAAGCCUCAGGACAGAAGUGUGCAGUUAUGGAUUUCACCCUGAAGAGGGAGACAUUAUCAAAAGAAUGGGAGCUAUAGGGUAUGUGUGCUGA